GGGGAGAAGAUGUACACUUGCUCUUAGAACUAGUAGAAGUUCUUCAAUGGCUGCAAUGGUGCUUCUUCUCGGGUUUUUAUUGGCAACCCUUCAGAUAACAGGAGUGAAAUCAGUGGGUGUAUGCUAUGGAAUGCUAGGCAACAAUCUACCACCAGCAUCACAAGUGGUAGCUCUGUAUAAAUCUCGCAACAUCGACCGCAUGAGAAUCUACGAUCCAAAUCAAGCAGCUCUUCAAGCCCUUAGGGGCUCCAACAUUCAACUCAUGCUGGGUGUCCCAAACUCGGACCUCCAAGGCCUCGCCACCAACCCUUCCCAAGCACAGUCAUGGGUUCAAAGAAAUGUGAGGAACUACUGGCCCGGCGUCAGUUUCCGGUACAUCGCAGUCGGGAACGAAGUGAGUCCCGUCAAUGGAGGCACAUCACGGUUUGCGCAGUUUGUUCUGCCGGCCAUGCGAAACAUACGAGCAGCACUCGCAUCAGCAGGCCUCCAGGACCGAGUCAAGGUCUCCACCGCAAUCGACUUAACACUUCUGGGCAACUCCUACCCUCCAUCUCAAGGCGCUUUCCGGGGAGAUGUGAGGGGUUAUUUGGAUCCCAUCAUCCGCUUCCUGGUAGACAAUAAGUCGCCGCUUCUGGCGAAUAUAUACCCUUAUUUCAGCUACUCAGGCAACCCCAAGGACAUAUCUCUUCCCUACGCUUUGUUCACUGCAAAUUCAGUUGUUGUAUGGGACGGCCAGCGCGGGUAUAAGAAUCUGUUCGAUGCCAUGCUAGAUGCUCUGUACUCGGCUCUGGAGAGGGCCGGAGGGGCGUCGUUGGAGGUGGUGCUGUCGGAGAGUGGCUGGCCGUCUGCCGGGGGAUUUGGGACUACGGUUGAUAAUGCAAGGACUUAUAAUUCGAAUUUGAUCCGCCACGUCAAAGGCGGGACUCCGAAGAGGCCAGGAAGAGCCAUAGAGACUUACCUCUUUGCCAUGUUUGAUGAGAACAAGAAGGAGCCGCAGUUGGAGAAACAUUUUGGGCUUUUCUUUCCAAACAAACAGCCGAAGUACUCUAUCAACUUUUCUGGAGAAAAACCUUGGGAUGUGUCUAGUGAAAAUGAUACAAAUGAAGAAUCCCUCAAGAGUGACAUAUAAGCAUUGCAAUAACAAUGCUUUAUUUCCAUGUAUCUUAGCUUUUCAGCGUUAAGAGCAUAUAAUAAAGUGAAGAACUAUAGCCUUGUAAAAUCCUUUAUUUCCAUGUAUCUUAUCUUCAUAUGUUACAUCUA
This is a messenger RNA of Vitis vinifera (wine grape), 1260 nucleotides long. Its product is annotated as class I beta-1,3-glucanase. The record is from RefSeq and is marked validated. The transcript is spliced from 2 exons. Gene Ontology annotation, molecular function: hydrolase activity, hydrolyzing O-glycosyl compounds. Lineage: Eukaryota; Viridiplantae; Streptophyta; Magnoliopsida; Vitales; Vitaceae. Bases 47 to 1129 code for a protein of 360 amino acids. Gene Ontology annotation, biological process: carbohydrate metabolic process. Gene Ontology annotation, cellular component: plasma membrane.